GCAGGAGGCGCCAUAUUUACGAGCGAUGGCUUCCGUCACAGGUUUUGCAGAGACUUCAUAACCCUGUCAUUAUAAUUCUUGACCCUCCAGAUUCUUAAUAACUUUGCUAGACAACUAUUCGGUAAAAUGGAGGAGCUCAAGAAGAAAACCGAGGCAAUGUUGAGGGCAGUUCUAAUUAGCAGCCCUCGUGGAGUGCCUCUACGCCGUUUGAACAAGGAGUACAGUAGCAUUACUUAUUCGUCAAUUCCUCACCCAGAGUUGGGCUUUCCUACGCUGGACUCUUACAUUAAAAGCAUCCCUCAUGUAGCUGCACUAACAAGGGACGUGGAUGGAGAAUUUAUUGUAAAGGGAGUCGCUAGUGAAUCUGACCAACACGUUGCAAAAUUGAUCGCAAAACAGAGGAAACCGAAAAAGCGUUCAAAGGGUGCAGCUAACCCUUCUAGAAGGCCUCAGUCAAGAAGGCCUACUAUUAAUAGACCAUUAGCUUUAAAUAGAGCUAUAGGUGCUACAAGCUACAGACCAGUCACUGUUUCCAGUUUGACUUACCGUGCAGCUGCAAGACAUGUGGCACGAGCUGUUGCUAAAUCAGUAACACCGGUGCCUGCAAAUACAAAUACUUUGAUUCAGAGGCCUAUGGCAUCUGCUGCAGCACCUCGGAGUAGUGUUACACCUCGGUUUGUUCCCCCAAGGAUGAUGAAGCAGGCUGUAAAUAAGGCUGUCUCUCAGCCCGUCAAUAAAACUUCACCUCCGCGCGGAUUCCCAGGAAAGGGACAAGAGAAUCUCCAAGGUAUGAAAUACUUGGAUCUUGAUCUGUGUGCACAUCAUCCAGGGUAAUUUUACAAAUGAGACGAUCCAAACGUAACCACAACGCAACCCGGGGGAGUUAUUUGGGUUAAUUUUUUCUGGGUAUGUGCCGCUGGCCUGUCAGUGCCCCUACGCCAUUAUAGUCUAUUUUGUGGCCAAUUGAAGACCCCAUCUUAGUCACUUUUGGGCAAAUAUGUAAUUUUUGCGAUGCCAACUUAGUCACUUUCUGUUUAUGUAUCUACCUUAUCAAGCCAGUCAUCUUAAAAUGAAUUGACCCAUUUUUUAAUAAAUUGAAUGAAGAACACUUUACUUUUCACCUACACUACAAAAUUAAUAUUCUGGUACGAUUGCUAACCGUAAAUAUGAACUUUCUUUCCCCAAAAAUCCAAAAAUGUGCAAUCCCAUUCUAGUAACUCUAUUGAAAAUGCAACCCCAUUAUAGUCAAUCCAGUCGUGAAAAUGUGACCCCAUCCAGCGGCACAUCCCCAUUAGCCUCUUACAGGCUGUAUGAGGAAGUGCCCGCCCCACCCCCCUGGGCAACGCAACCAAGGGAUCUGGAGUAAAUUUAAAGUAGAGGGAAAAAAUUAUUUAAGGAGGCGACAUUAGAUUAGAUUAAAGUCUGCUCAUGUGUGGGGUUAGGUGUACAGUAAGUAAGUAAGUAAGUAAAGACUUUAUCUUAUGAGGGUUAGCACGAAAUAGCCGGGGCUAAUAAACUUGUGGCCCUCUAAAUAAUAAAUAAUAAAAUAAUAAAUGAGUAUACUAAGCUAUGAAAAAAUACAAGAUUAAAACCAAUUAAGAAUACAGAUACUAUAGAAUCUACUAAAUUAUUUAAAAGAUAAAAUAUAGCGUUAUAAUCAUCUCACAGUUCAUCAAGUAACUUAAAUAGAAAAAUGAUCAAGAUUCUGCUGUUGUUUAUAAAAUUCAUUCCACAAUGCUUUUUUUAAAGAGUCAACUGAGUCCCUUUGCCUUACAGGCAAAGAUAAGCUGUUCCACGCUUUGCAAGGGGGAGAUCAUCCCCCUUCUACCAGAGAAGCCAGGGAGACUUCUUAAGCCUAGUUCAAACGUUGCACUUUUCAUGUACUGAACUUACUUGUAAUUCCUAUUUAGGUCGACCAGAUUCAGUCAUCAAACUUAAUCAGUCGGACUCAAUUUUCAUGAUGUACAAUAGUCUACGAUGCUUACCACUGAAAAUAAAUUAUAGUAAUUUGUGGAUUAGGUUUGGCACUUGAGAAGUUUGAUGUUUGAAACAAAGUCGCUCAACAGUCAAAAUUCCUGUGUAGGCCACCCUAUCUUAAUUCAUGGGUUGACCCAAAUUAGAUAUGGAGGAAUUAAACGAUUUAUAUGUUGAUCUCUUCAUGUACUUAAUUGAAGGGAUGGGGUUCGACAUUUGAACUGGGCCUUUGGGAAAAUUGAAUUUUUGGGGCCCUAAAAAGUACAAAUGGGUUUCAUUUUAUUAACCCUUUAAGUCUUAAGAGCGACUAAUACCAAUUUUCUCCUAACAAUAUCAGCGUAUAAUCAAUUAGAAAGGCUACAGGAUGAUUAAAAUGAUCAGUGAAGGAUUCUCUCAACCAAUUUUUCAAAGGAAUGUAUGGGAGUCAGUGUGGAGAAUUUGUAUAUUGAUCAAUAGAAGAAUUUUAGCUCUAAGGAUGGCCUCUUUAUUUACCCAUUGAGUUUAUGGGAGGAGUUUAAAAUAAUCACAUGCAAUUAAUGCAUUAGGUUUAAAACAUGUGAAGAUCACUGCACAUAAAGGAAUCAAUAGUUGCUGCAGUGUAAGAUGACAAAAUGGCCCCCUACUAAAUGUCUUGUGCUCCUUGAAGAAUUUAUCAAUAAUUAUUAUUAAACCAUUGACAAUAGAUGGGAGUGGAGAAGGUGCCUGGUGAAACUGAAGGGAGCUGCAAAAGCCCUGUAAAAUUGCUAAAGCCCUGCUAAAGCCCAAGACCUCCUCACAUGUUUAGCCACAUUUAGUGCGUACAUUUAGCCACAUUUUAAUAAUGAAUAAUAAAGUUAUUUUAUUAAUCAUCAGAGGUAUGUCUAAUCAGUAGGUAGCAGUGAGUCGCAUGCACACCUCUGAAGACCCAAUACAGAAUAAUUAUCUGGGUCUAUGAGUGAUUAAACAGUAGAAUUAACGCACCUAGCUCAUAAAAAUUUCGUGACAGUGGAAAUCCACUAGAUUUACAGCUGUACCUACAUGUAAGUGUAAACUGCCAGUUAUAACCAAACUGAUUUUAUUGUUGUUCCUCUGAUGUUAGUUAGGUCGUCAUGUGGUGGGGUGUUUGAAUCAGGUAUAAAUAGACAAAAAUAGUAUGUGACGCACAAGAAGAUUAAUUUGAAGCUGUUCUAGAGCCAGAAGGGAUGAGUGGGUAGCACUAAAUGUUGGUGACACUGCAAACAUCUUGGCUUCACACUCUGCUUCUUGUAUUUUAGAAGAACUGUCUUCAAAGAAAUUUAAGAAAAAGAAGCCCAAGAGCUCAGGUACAUUUAGCUUGCUCUAGGCAUUUAUAAAGUGGGGCAAACAGAGUCGCACAGAAAGUAAAAUUUAUGAGUGUUGAUGUAAAAGGACGUGCAAAAAUUGAUUGCUUCCUUUUUUCCACUCACAAUGCUUUCUCUGUGUAACUCCCUGCUAUUAUAAAUGCCUGUAGUGGGCUAAAGUACUCUAUUAUUGUCAAUUAAAGAAUAUACGCUUUGGAACGAACAGGUUAUGGGAGUGCAAAGUUUUUACAAGCUCUAAAGGCAAAAGCUCUAAAGGCAGGCUGUAACUCUAUCUAGGGGUGUACCAACGAUUGAUUUAGGCGAGUGGGAAAACUUAAGGCUGGUAUGCAUAGCAUCACUAUUUCUCCUGUUAUCAUAGGGAUCAGCGCAAAGCCAGUUCAAACAACCAUGGUUACUAGGAACACCACAGUCAUUGAAGAGUUUUUCCCCUAAAACUGCUGCGUGCAGCUGCUGGACUUUUUUUUUCAGUAUUCAUAAUAUCCAUAGAGAGGAUAGGGAAGCCAACCUUUACAUUCAGGUUAUAGAUCAGUAGUUUGUACCUUGUGAUUCUAGAAAACAUCAAAAUAUUUUGAUUUCCAAGAAAGUUAUGCUUUGAUGAGUCCUUUUUUUUAUUAUUUGUAUCAUUUUUCCAUUUUUCAGCUCAUUCAUGUCUUUAAUGUCUUUAGGAGGUGGACCAAACUGGCAACAAAUGGAAGUGACAUUCACGGCUGAUGAUGAGGAGCCUAGACGUGUUAUUUCUCUGUCUGAUUCAUCGGCAUCAGAGGAAAAAGACCCAGUGGAUCUGUUUGACUCACUAAAUAAUGAAGGUAAAAGGGAAACUUAUAUACACAGUCAUUGUUAAUUACUUCAGUUAACUAACACACUGUGUCAGAAUAAUUCUGACACAGUGUGUUAGUACAAUUAUUGGUUACUACAAUUAUUGUAGUAUAAAGAUUGAUCAGAGGGCAUUUAAAAAUAUUCUUAAUGACCAUCAUUGAAAACACCACUGGAUAUUAGGGAGCUUAAACAAAGGCGUUUUUGAGCAACGCACGUCAACCGGAAGUGAGAUCUUUUUCAUUUUAAAGCACCUUGAUGCUACCAAAUUUGCAUUUCUAAGUGUUUUUACUAUUAUAGAGAUGAUUUGUCCAAAAUUUGGGCAAAACUGCCAUCAAAAAUGAAAAAAAGACCACUUCCGGUUGACAUGCGUUGCUCAAAAACGUCUUUGCUUAAGCUUACUAUUAUUAACUGCUCCUCUAGGAUAUGGAGAUAUUUGGGGAGUUAACUUUAGUAUAGGGUAGCAAGAUUCAGAUGAACUAGGUCUUGGUUCCCAGCUGCACAUCCCCACCCAAAAAUUCCUAAUGUUCUCUGUCACUCAUGACCUACAUGUAUAUGCAAUUGGAGUUAAAAGCAGAAGACUGAGACAGGAAAUGCAGGUAAGGAAAAGCUAAGCAGGCUUUUUGAUCAGUUAAGCUGACUUUUCUCUCAACUGCACCUUCAUUAAACUCAUCGCCAACUGAUGAGCUUGGGAACUGAUGCCUAAAAGGUAAGUGGGGAGGCCAACUGCGAAAAAUAUGGCAAGGAGGUAACGAGGCAACCCUGGAAGCGGGAACCACCCCUGCCAGCAGCCUCUAACUAGCACUGUCAUACUGAGAGAAUACUCAGUGGAAAUAAUACUUACCCAAGUGAAAUACUUACCUGCACACCCACACAUGACAGCAGGGAGGGAGGAGGGGGAGCAAGAAUCCGCCAAGAUUCGCCAGCACAAAGCAAAAAGGUGAUCCGCAAUUAUCAGCUAGAAUAGCUUGCAAAAUAAUGCAAAAGGAUAGCGGCCCUGAAAAACCCAAGUGGGCCACCCCGCAUGUCACGCAUGCUAAUACGGGAACACUGCUGACUGCAUUAGCUCGAGGUCAACUUAGCCUAAAUAAUAGCCACAUAAACUACCCCAUGUUUUCUUUUUCCAGAGCAAUUUGAGCCAAUGGUAACCCUUAUGAAACGUGUUUUCUUGUUAUAAGAGCGGCUAUCUGUGGCAAAAGCUUUUGUGGCAAUUCAACAGUGGUUCAAGUUAUUUAUGCUUAAGAAAGCUGUGAACUAUCAGAUCAACCAAAGCUACAUUAGCGUAACCUGUCAGUUACUACUUGGAAGGCAUUUUGAAGUCUGCAUCUGCACUGGAAAACAGCAGCCAAGAGCUUCAAUGGCUUUAACUUGAUGGAAGCUGCUGUUUGCUUUUAAAACACUGCUAAACAGCUGUAAUUGAGCUGUACAGCCAUUUCCAAGCAUUUUUUGUGGCGCUGUACAGCGCUGCAAGUUUCGUAUGGGAGGGUCCUUUUCAGCCGGUGAAAUCAGCCAGCAGCCGGCUCUUAGGAACAUCCCUGCUGAAUUCGAUAUAUGUCGUAUCCACUUAGAAGGGUAUCAUGAACCAGUUUUUGCAUCUUCAACAGGUUUAUUCGGUAUACUGCAAUCUUCUCUGUACACUCUUGAAACACUGACGACUCCAAGGGAGAGAGUUAAAAAAAACCUGGUUACAUUUUCUGCUCUAUCUUGAUGGUUCCUAGUUUAUUGCCGCUUGAUCAUUUAUAAGCCUAAAAAAUGUCCUCGUGGGAGCUAAUCAACAUUAUGUAAUAAUCGCUAUUUUAACAUGUCCACGCAGUACAAUCUAGCUUUGGGCGGAAUGGAAAACACCUGCAAGGGAAUAAUAAACCGGUCACAAAUAUACCUGGUAUUAAGUCCCAAUGGUGACCAACAUCAAUAUUCUCCUAAUAAUAUCCAUACAUUGUUGAAAUAUUUGGUUAUGAGAAUUAAUAAAAUGAUCACGUAAGAGAAAAUACCUUGAUCUUUUAUCAAAUUCUCUCAACUCAUUCUUUAAGGAAAUGCAUGGAGACCAGUUCGGAGAAUUUGUAUGUGGAUAUUGGGGCUUAAAGGGUUAAGCAGUAAGAUUGGUAGCUUGGGACUUACUAGAUAAUUAUCAGCAAGUAAUGACUAGAACAGGCAACUCUGCUUACAGCUCCAACUCUUUGAUUUUCUUAUAAUGUUCUGCACCUCUGGGUUACUCCAAACUCUAUCACAAGUGAAAACUCGUCUUAAGGGAAAACAAAUCUGAGAUUGUUCUUAGACUAGAAUCUGGAUUUUUGGAGCUAAGAAAUAAACAAAGUGGGUGGUUUUUUAAGUCACAAAGCUAGGCCAGUUAAAGACUGAAAUAUUACCAUGUUGAAAAAUAUUGGAGUUUGUUAUUUAGGACAGCCAUUUUGCCAAAGAGGAUUGUGAAUAAUGUUUUAUUUCUGUUCUUUGUAGACUUGGAAAUUUUUUCCAGAAUUAAAAAUGUAAGUUAUUUUCUUGUUUGUGUUUUGCAUAUUAUUUCUUUUAGCUUUCAGUAUAUGAAAUAGUCCAUUUUACAGUUGUGGACUUAGUAGCCUAGCCUUCAAGUGAAUGUGAGGCUGAUGGUGACCUUGUUUUGAUACAAACCUCUUUUUCUUGGGAUUUGUUAUGGAAAUUGCCCUUGAAAAAUGCUAGUUAGCACAAGAAAAACUUGAUUUACAUAAUAAAGCAAGAAGUUUUGUAUCAAAACAAGGUCAACUCCAGCCUUGCUUCCAUCCAUAACUAUAAAAUGGCCCAUUCAACCUCUGAAAAAAGGACCUGAGCCCGUGAUCAAUUGAAAACCAAAAACUGGUCAGCAGACAACUUUAAAAAAUGUGUCACCUCAGUGAGUUGUAUAACUCAGCCUGUGAUACAGUCAUGUGACACUGGUCAGCAGAUGCUCAUUUUGGACAGAAGCUGUCAAUUGACCAUAACAAGGAUUUCCAAUACCAAGGUAAACACAAAAGUAUAUGCCUUGGACCCCUCACCAGUAAAUGUGUCAUUUCACAUCCUAUAACAUGGUGCUCCGCUGAGCUCCGCUAUCAAGCCUUAACGGCAAUUCAAACUCUUCAGUAAAGUUGAUUCUUGAUUUCAUCUUCUCUCCACUGACCCCUUAUGAAACAUUAAUGUGAUUGGUGAGGAGAAUUAUUAUUUUUAUCUUUGAAUUUUAUGUGUAAUUAAAGAGUUAACACAAGGCAUUCUAUUUUGUUUAGUUAUUAGAAAAAAAGCCCAAGGGAAUGUGGUUAAAACGUAUAGGCGCUGAGUAUAAGAAAUUGUAUAAUCAAGAAAUAUCCAGUGCGAAGCUAGAGACACUGAGGAAAUUACCAACUAUAGCAAGAUGUGAAGAGUAAGUGAUGCAGCACGAACAUCUGUUGUGGGUAUCAUAUCAGUAACAAGACCCUGUGGGAGCAUUAUUUGGGCGUUGAUGUCCUAGGCGUGUGUGAAUUUUUUUAUGUGUGUUAGGGAUGUGUGAGUUGUGCAGUAGUUGUGUUAAUUUUAUGGGUUGGUUGAGAUGUUUGAAGUGGUAGGGGUGGAGUUAUAUUGGAUGUAGAUUGGUAAGAUAAUGGCUGUAGGUUGUUAAUCAUCAUGCAGUAAAACUGGUUUAGGUGUUGCAGUAAGGUAGUUGUGGGAGUGCUAAUUUGGUUAUGAAGGGAUAGUGUAGAUACCGUCUGUUGAAGUGAAUUGGUGGUGGUGAAAGAUCUCAUCAAUAGCCCCAAACAUACCUGUACCAGUACUUGUUUUACACAUUGUUAGGCUUUCUGUUAAGGAUUGCUUUUUGUUUUUUGUUUUAUUGUUUACAAAUUCUAUGGAGAUAACAUGGAUAAGGGAAAGUUCAUUUAACCCUUUAAGUCCCAAUAGUGACCAAAAUCAAUUUUCUUCUAACGAUAUCCAUACAUUGUCAAGAGAUUAGGUUAUGAGAAUAGAUAAAGUUAUCACCAAAGGGAAAAUGCUUUGAUCUUUUAUCAAAUUCUCGCAACUCAUUCUGUAAGGAAAUGUAUAGAGAUCAGUUUGGAGAAUUUGUAUGUGGAUAUUGGGGCUUAAAGGGUUAAUAUAGAGAAGAGCAAUGUUAGAAGGGGGAGGAGGGCUGACAUUUUGUGUGUCUUCACACACCCUGAGGUUCUCCUGCCAAAUAUUUUUCCAUAGCUGAUCAUGAAUAAAUUACUGAUUGUAGCACAAAAUUGUAGGAAGACUAAGAUGUCAUUGGCUGAAAUUGUUCAUGAUGAAUCUCAGCCUUGUCUGAAUUAUCUGUAGCCAGUGCAGUAUUAUCUUUGUUGUUAACAGUUCUGUUAAUCAUUGGUAAUUCAAGUCAAUGUCUUUGAUUUUGUUCCCAUCUCAGAUUUGCUGGGGGCAUUAUCAUAGUUUAUCCACCAAAACUGGUAAGUUCAAAAUCAUGUUAUUUUGGCACCUUUGUGUGAGUGUGUAUAUGACAUGCAUAGUCUUGCAGGGGUUUCUUUAAAAUUUUGAACAGAAGGGCAACUGAGUUUGAAACCCGGGCAAAGAAUUGGCAAGGCCCUCCGGGCAGGGGGAUCUGGGGGCAUGCUUGCCCGGAAAAUUUUGAAAUUCUAUAGUCACAGCGAUGUGUUUCCUGCAUAAUUUCUGAAGCUGCAGACAAUGUCUUUCAUCUACCAAAAAAAGAUAACUUUUCUAGAUAAUUUAAAGGGACUGGUUCACGAUAAUGCGCAUGUGUGAGUUCUGACAGUAGCUGAUUGUUGUUCAACCAAUCGGAAGCGAGUCAGAUGCACACAAGUAAAUUUACAAAAUUCAAAUUCAUCAUUCGCGACGCAAGAGUAUUUCCGGGCAUUUGGUUUGAUUUUAUAUUUAUCCCCAUAAUUCAAGUUUAUUCUUUGCUACUUCUCAGAUAUAUGUUGCAGCUGAUAAGAAUAAGAUUUACAGCCCUGUCCUGCUUUAAAACAAACAAUUACCAACCUCUAACGAGGUCAUACCCACGCUAAGAAAACAGUCAUUGAUCAGCAAACAAAAUUAUUUUGUAAACAAACAUUUUGUUACUGUUCUCUCAGUUCGCCUUAUAUAGACCCAUUAAUACCUACAAAAAGCGCCUGACCGGUGACAAAAACACGCAACGUAUGAGUAUAAAGAUUAUCCUUAAUUGAGCAUAAACUUCAAUGGCUUAUCAGCAAAUGAACACAUUCAUUCCCGUUGCAUCGGGUCAGUAUUCCGCAAAACAAAUGUCCUGAAAUGUUAUCAAGUAGAACACAUAAAGAAACUAGAUUAUAAACAGAAUAUUCAGGCAAUAAUUUAUUUUAAAAACAUCAAUUCUUAAACAUAUACGGUCGCAAAGCAAAUUGCAAGGAACAUUUCAAGUGUACCAGAUCGAUGAAGAUCGCGCGGCCUGUUGCAGUACAACUAUAGGUCGGAGUCAAAAAUCAAAUCAAAGUUGAAUGAAGUCGUGCCUUUAACCACUUUCCAAGAGUCAUGUAUUCUUUUCGUAAGCCACACACUACUCCUAGAACCAUACCAGAUUGAUCGGCUAAGCUUCUCUAUCUCCAAAGACUCUUGAGAACGUCCUGUUGCAGGACAGCCACAAUGCUCUUUUGAACCUCCAUGAUCAAAACAUUAUUUUUUGCGUCUUCUUAAAACGUAACCGGUCAAACAACACAACCACACGUUGAUCACCACUACCAAAGUAUAACUAGGCCAGCCAAAGCGAUGGAUGUCGGAAUAAAACGAAAGAUUUUCAAUGAUUGCACCAGUAAUGGCGAUUUUGAAUUUAGUGUUGACCCAACAAAUUUAUUCUGAAGAGACAAACGGCGCUCAUGCGCAUAACUGUGAUCGUGACCCUUUAAUCAGUUGACAGGGAACAGUUCUUUUCAUAAUGCAUUAUGGGGCGAUUCUUGUUUUAAACACAUAACAAACAAGGGGAUUUCAUGCUGCCUGUGAUAAAGUGGAAAUUUGACAGUAAAGUAUGUUUUACGUUUGAGAAGACUCAUAAACGAUGAAGGGCACGAUUGUAACUUAACACUGUUUUUGAUCAUUCCUUGUAUUAAAAAAGGUUCUUUGAGAUGUUAAGCAGCAGGGCAAAGUCGCGUUCACAGGCAGCCAAUUUGCCCGGUGCCCGGCCCUCAAUGAAACCCCUGGUCUUGGCAUUACUUUUGGAAUCAUGUUCAACUUACUCUUUUCCGGGUAUGGUUUGUGAGCAUCAUUGUAAAGUAAUUUAUUGGUGCUAAACCUUAGUAAUAGCUUUGCUAUUUUUUUAGCAGGAGGAAAAGCCACCCAUCAACCAUGUUAACUUGUCAAAUGGAGGUAAGAAAUUUUUCACUUCAUAAAAUAAUACAUCAAACCAGUCUUUGUUCUCCACCUUCAAUAAAUACUUUCUUUUGAAAAACUCAAUGGUGAAAUCUAGCUAGGACCAAUAAACCACCACACUUCUCCACCACAGAGAGGUUAGUUGUGUAAAUGUUUUGAUACAAUCCAUCACAGAUACAUAUGUAUGAUUACAUUUAAACCAAAGUUGUAACCUUUGUGUUAUUUGUCCAGUUUCUUCCAGGCCUGUUGAACUUUAUACCCUUCGUCCACAGGAUUUGCCAGCAAUGGGGUAAAUGUUACAGUUUUAAUUCGCUGAAACCUUCUAUUAUGGUGUCACCUAAAAUAUCUGCCAGGUUUAUUAUUAGGAGUGGUGGUUGUCCUUUAAGAGCAUCAUUGAGAAAAAGGAAUUGCCCAUAAUAAAAUAUUAUUAUUAAAGGCUUAAUAACUGGUCCUGAGGGAAACAGUUAAUUUUGUUUCCUGAGAAUCUCAAGAUUUCCCAAGGAAGAGCCGAAGGAAACAUUGAGAUUCAAGGGAAACAAAAUUAACUGUUUCCCAAGGGACCAAUCUUUAAGUGAUUUGUUACAUAGCUGGAAAUUUUGAAGCUUGAAAUUCAUUAAACCUUGGCUGUAACAUUUGGCAGUUGUUGGUCAACAUUCGUGGGUAACAGUGCACUGUUACCCUCUGACAUCAUAGAUUUUGCAAUGUUGCCCGCCCAGAGAUUUUGUAAGGAAGCAGUUUCCUUGUUACUUGUCAUGUGACCGGGAAGUAACCAAUGAGAGCAUGUGUUGGGAAAAAUUUUCCAGCUAAUAACAAUUUCCAUUGUUUACUGCCUUAGAUUAACAUUUAUGUUUAGAACUUUACAUCAAGGCCACUUGCCUUUGGCUUGUGCUUGCAUCUGGGGUUUGAAUAGUUUAUGACAUCCUUUGACUUACCAUAAAGACUGUAACCUCUAGCUAUGAGAAAUGAUAAGGCAUUAUUGCCAAACACAGACCAUCAAAUUGGCGACUUGAAGUGCAAUUUCUGGUGCCACAUUUUUUCUCUUCUCACUAUGGUGACCAAAACAGUUUCAGAUAAUUAUCAAGAUGUGUGAGCAUAGACCAGGUAAAUUAAUUCUACAUGCGUGCAAGCUUUUUCAAAUAUCUGUGGACAAAACUAAGAUAUAGCUGUUAAUGUUAAUGCCAUACCAUUUUUUUUUUGAUUUUCGAUUAUUUAUUACUUUAUCUUUUAAUUAAUCAAUUAUUUAACUUGCAGAACUGUAUCAGAAGUGACAGUGAUCCAUGUAGAUAGUCCAUCCCACUUCUUUGUUCAACAUAACCAGCAAUGGGAAGAGAUUGAGGACCUAAGUACCAAGCUCAAUAAAUUUUUCCAGGUAAACUGUUAUGCAGAUAAUAUAUUUUUGGACCUUCUUAGCCUGCAUGUAGACAGAACUCUAGUACCACUCUAGUAGUAGAACUCUAGUUCAUGUAAUGAUAAGUUAUUAGUAAUAUUAGAUUGCCAUCAGCCCAUAGCAAAUUACAGGGUUUUGAGCUUGGAGAUAACUCACUCAUUCUAUAGGAUGCAUUAUUGACCAAGCAUUAGGUCAAGAUGGCAGAAUGAUGACUAAGUUCUGUUUUUUGCUUUUUUUAGUCCAAGACCAUAAGGAUCAAUAGUAAUGCAAAAAAGAGGCCAAUAUCCAGCCAUCUUAACCAAGCAAACAUGGUCAAUAAUGCAUUUAUUAUUAUGGCCAAAAAUAACUACUGCCAAUCAAAACAAUGGAUUUGCUGCGUCUUGCCUGUUCCCAGAUUGACAAUGCCACCAAUGAAAAAUUAAACCAAAACUACUACUGUUGGUUGCAUCUAAGUAUGUACACGUGAGGAAAAAACAUGUUGUAAAUGGAGGCAAACAUGACACGUUUUGCCGCCAAACAUUCGAAGUUUGGAGUAGGCGGCUGUUGUCGACUUGAUUUGUUUUCACUCAAAAAAAUAUUUUUGGCCAAAUUUUUUUAUACAUUAAGAAUAAUUUUGGAGGCAAGUGUGCUGUUUCUAAGCGAGAAAUAUGCACGAAGGCUGAGUGGAAUGUGCUGAUCAAAAACAUAUAAACAACUUACCUUUGGAUCGACAGUUUGCUUUAACGGCUGACAAACUUCUAAUGUUUGGCGGCAAAAUGCGUCAUGUCUGGCACCGUAUAAGAACAAUGUUUUUUGUCUUGUAUUCACACUUAGUUGCAACCGACGGUAUCGCAUCAAAGGCCUUCUGUCUUUUCAUAUGGCUAUCCCACUUUGUUUACUGGUCUUUACGAUAUCACGAUUAGUGUCUGUGUUUUUUUUAUUUCAGGAUCAAUUUAGGGAAAGUGAUACCUUGCCUCGUGUGGAGAAAGAUAUGUUUUGCUGUGCUCAGUUUACAGAAGAUGAUGGCUGGUAUCGUGCCAGAAUUGUUGAGGGCUCUACCGGAGGAGAUACAUCAAAAGUUCACGUAAUAUAUGUUGACUUUGGUAAUCAUGAGACUCUUCCUGUAUCAAGGCUUAGGAUGCUAAGGAAAGAACAUGCGGAGUUACCUAUGAUGUCAGUAUUGUGUGCACUGGAUGGAGUUACGCCACCUAAUGGGGUGAGAUACAGGCUCUUAAUGUACACUGGAGUUCUUUCCUGUGUGGAGGGGUCACUAGGAGAUGGAUGUGUUUCCAGUCAGGGAAAAAAACAAGACACAGAACUGAGAGCAUGCAACUCGCUAAUGUAAAAAUCAACAAGAUGGCUACUCUCUAAGUGCCCUGUCAGCAGAGGCUAAAUUUUCAUGGUAUGACUGGGCUACUUCAUAAAGCAAAAAUGUAGCCUCUGCUUGCAAGGGCCACAAGUUUAUCAGUUUAGAUCAUAACUGUCAAGUGUUCCCCUCCAUAAAUAAAGGCAUCACUUCACUUCACAGUUCAUGCUCGUCAAAAAUUCCCGCCUCUUGAUCUUUUUAACCCUUUAAGCCCCAGUAUCCAACUAGAAAUUCUCCAAACUGAUGUCCAUACAUUGCUUAAAAAAUUAGUUGAGAGAAUUUUGAUUUAAGAUCAAAGACUUUUCUCUUUGUGAUCAUUUUAUUAAUUCUCAUAGACUUUGCUCUUGACAAUCUAUGGAUUUUGUUAGGAGAAAAUUGAUGUUGGUCACUAUUGGGACUUGAAGGGUUAAUAUCAAAAUACUGCAGAUUUUUUUCACAUUGUAUGUACUACCAAAAAUCACUGAGGUCGUGUUAAAUGUAAUACAUGAGUCAGUGUAAUCCUUACUACCAACUGGAGUUGUGUCUUGCAAUAACGUUACAUUUAAGAUGGCUCGAUACAGUUUUUCAGGGUCAAUACCCUAAUCAUAACAAAUUUUCAUCUUUAUCUAAUACAACUGUGGUGUCGAUGUUUCCAAAUCUUUGUUUAUGGCGAUGUAGUUUAUGCUCAAACUUGGGAGGUAUAUUGACCCUGAAAAACUGUAUCCAGCCACCUUAAAGCUACAAGAUCAAGUGGGGAAAGAAUUGUAAGUUUUGUCUACUAUUCAAUUAAUUGUAGAUUCAGAGACUACAAAAAGUAUAAGCAGUAUUGAUUUUUCAUAGUGAUUCCUUUUAGAAAUCCUCUAGCUUCACUGUGCCCAUAAAAGGUUCCCUUCAACAGAAAUACUUGAUUCCAAUAAAUUACAGUAAGACGGUUCUUUAAAUGCUGGCCAAAAAGUAGUAUUACAAACUGUUUAGGGUUUUGGUGCCUGACAGCUGUCUUCCUCAAAACUAGUGCCGAAGGCUUUCUUAGCCUAUUGAAUUUUUGUCAAGAGAAUACCAGAUUCCCAUAAAAUCCUUCACAUCUUUUCAUCGUUAAAAUACUUUAGUGUCCGCCAUGGGAUAAAGGGGCUAAGAACUCGUUUUUCUUGACAGAGAUAUUUUUUAUGCACCAGACACAAACUAACAGUCAAUCAAAAAUAACAUAGCUAUUACUUGUCUAGUAUUAGUCAGUAUUGAUUCGUUGGUCAGUAAUCUAGCAUUUGUCAAUCAUGUAGGAAAAAUGGAGUGCUGCCUCUAUCGCAAGAUUCAGAGAGCUGUGUACCAGUGAAACACUUAAGAUGAAAGCGGUCAAAGCUGAAGGUACAGUCUAAGUCCACUAUGAAAUGCAUUAACAACAAUACUUAGGAUAACAUGUUAAAAUAUGCACAAAACAAAAUUCGCAAAACCACUUAUUUUGAAAAGGUUAAAACAUGUGGCAAAGGAUAAGGCUUCUACUAUUUAGGUGGCUGGAAAGCCAUUUAUUCCUGUGCAAUAUCCCACGGUUUUUAUUUCAGCGGUAGUAGUUUCUUGGGUCAUCAAUUUAAUGCCCUGAAAUUUGAAAUUUGUUUUUCUUUUAGUUCAAUAUUAUUGUCAGUACUAUUACUUGUUUUGCAUGAAUGUGAGUGGGGUUCUCUACCUAACCACUCAUUCAUUCUAAGAGAAAAUCAAGUGUCUUGAGAUAUCUUUUAUUGUGUAGCACUUGAGAGCAUUGGAAAGCUAGUUCAUACUUCAUGACUUUUCAGUCUAAAGUAGCGUCAUGUUAUUGAUUUUAUAAGUUACAGUAUAUUAUUGUUUUAUAAUUAUUUUUCUUUCAAAUGCUGAUCCUCCUUUAUCUGCCUAAUUCUUCAUUUCACAAUGAGCCUUAACCAAUAAUGAUUAUUGCUAAUAAUUCUCAAUAGUCAAAUCAUUAUUGAUAAGAACUUCAAUUUGUACAUUUUAUAGCUCCCAAACUAGUAUGGGUGUAGGUAAUAGCAUGAUUUGUAGUGAUAUUUGGCAUUUAUUACCACAAGUGAUAUUUCGAAAUUGUUAUGCGUAAUUUCACGAGCCAUUAGGCGAGUGAAAUUUGAGACAAUUUUGAAAUAUCAUGAGUGGUAUUUAUGCCAAAUAUCACACACAAAUUAUGCUAUUAUUUGUUUAUACUACUACCCACUAAAGGUUUGUAAUUUUCACAUGUAGGUAUUUCAAGUUAAGCUGAAAUACCACUGCUGUAAGCCAAUCAAAUUGCAGAAAUUUCUCAUGUAGUAGUAUAAAUUGAAAAACAAGCUACAUUUAAAGUGAAUUUAACAGAUACAGUGUACUUCUAUCAGUUUUUUAACAAGCACAUUAUGUUAUUUUAGGAAAUCAUCUUUAUGUCCAGUUAAGGGAUGCUUCUGGCUGUGAUGUCAUCGCUACUAUGAAAAAAGAAGGCCAUGCUAAGGGUGACACAGAUGAUUCAUCAACCUCUUCAUCAAGCUCGUCUUCAAAAAUCUCUUCAUUGUCAACCUCAUCUUCCACUGAUUCAUUUUUAACAGUUUCCUCGUCAGCAUCAUCUUUAUCCUCACUAUCAUCAAGUCAAGCAGGUUUAACACCCAGUUCAGAGAGUGGCAGGUUAGUAUCCAGGCCCAGUUGCUCAAAGGCCAAUUAGCGCUCAACCCGGGUUUCUUUCUCUUGUGUUCAAAAGCAUUUUCUCGAAUAAUUUUCUCUGUUAUUUUUAGAGCUUCCAAUCAUCAACGUGAAGACAAAAAGAAUUAAGACUGAAAUGCUUUUUAAGCUUUCAAAUUUGAAUUCAAAUCUCGCACUAACCCCGGGUUAUCUUAACCCACCUUUGAACAACUCGGCCCUGCAGGGGUUUUGUUUCAAGCCGGACGCCAGACGCAAUGUCCGGUUGUUUCACAUGUAACGUCCGGUAGUUCACACAUGAUAUACUUAUUUUUUGAAAUAAGAAAAUUGUUUCUUUUUUUUCGUUUUUUGAUCAAGUAAAAAACCAACAUCUACAAACUGACAAUUAUAAUUGCCAAAUCAAAUAUUUCACUUUUUGUGAACAUUUUUAAUGUAUUAAAAGACCUUCCUGGUUAAUCAAUUCUGGUCCAGGGAAUGCAGGAAAUUUCAUUUUGGAGAGUCCAAUUAUAAAAAUUUCCAAGGGGAGCAUGCCCUUGGACCCCCCCUAGAAGUUUGUGACUCCUGCACUCAACGUUAUUGCUGUGGCACAAACAGUGCAAGUCCGAAUGCUGAAGCUCUGCAUCCAGUACUUCCAAAUGCUGCCGAAAACCCUGAGAAUCAUUCCUCUAAGGGUUUGAUUCAUUGGGAUGGUUUGGAUCAGGAUCAGUGAUCUGAGAUUUCUUGGAUCGUAACUCAUCAAAGGAACUGACAAAUCACCCUGGGAAAGAAUUCGUCAGUUCAUUAAUGAUCUACCAUGAUCUGAGUGAUCUCAGAUCAUUGACCUUGAUCCAGAUCAUCACAAUGGAAUGCACCCUAAGUCUUUGCUCAUUCAGACACAUAAUAGGCUGAUUUAGCAACAGGACGGGAAUGUCAGUUGACAACGGGAAAGCAGGCGGAAAGGACUGAACACGACUUCCGGUGCCCAAUUUGCCACUCUUCUAUUGGUCAAGCCAGUUGUUUAAUUUGAGCACGCCGUCGUCAACUGAUGUUCCCGUUCUGUCGCUAAAUCAGCCUAUUAGCAAAAUCAAAACCUUUGUGAUGAAUUUUGAGAGAAGAGUGAAAAUAAUUUUUUCAAGUCUUAAUGUAGGUAUGCCCAAACUAUUUCCUGUUGUACUUUAACUUAAAUAAAUAAACACUCUAUCACUCAGAAUUAGUACUUGAGAACAGCCUGCAGAGCACAACGCAGCACAACUGAACACGAUACAUUUUACAGCUAUCAACUAUGUAUUUUAAAGAAAAGAAGAAUUUAAUUAAAUGUACAUGCACCAGCGUAUGGACACAUAAAAUAUGUUGUACUCUUUUACUUUUCCUUGUUGAGAACUGAAGUGCUAAUUCAGGGCUCUAUUAACAGAGAGAUUUUGAAUAUUCAUUUUAUUAAAUUUUGUUGAAUUCUUAUUCAUGAACAGUAGUUUUUUGGAUAGUUAUGAUCUGUCAAAGCAAAAUGAUAAUGUGGUUAAGUACUGCUGAGAAGUUUUCUUGCAUACUUAAGUAUAUUAUUGCUGAUCACUGGUUAUUAACCACUGGUCCUGUGUGCUCAGCUGAUCGGUUUUUUGAUAUCAGAAUAAACUAAAGACAUUAUUAUUAUUAUAUUGUUAUUAUACCAGUCUUGAGAAUAUAACUUCUUACAUUUUAGAAGAUUACUUCAAGCCAGGCCCUGAAAGAAGAAAAGUAAAUAUUAACUUAAGUUAAAGCACAGGUGUAGUUUGUUUUUGAUCAAAGUAAAGUUGUUUCUAGCUUACAUGUCUCUACCUUCUGCAGCCAUGAAAUUAAAUCAAAAGGAUCUGAAGAUAAAAAAGGGACAUCACGACCUUUUCUGAGACACAGAUUCUUGUCCAGGGAUGAAGAGGUUCAGAAAAUACCUGGUUAGUCGUUCUUUUUCAGCUUCAGGAAUAAUGGCAUAAUAAUGUAAUGAUGGUAGUUGAAAAUGAGAUUCAGGUUAAAAUGGCGCCAACCUAGUUUAAUUCUCAAAUUCCUUUGUCUUUCUACCCUAAUUAGUGAUGACUAUUAAUAAUGUAAUCUUCUAAUCCUAAUCAUUCAUGAUUAGAAAUAUGACGGAUCAUGAGAAUUUAAGGGAAAUUGAGAAUCAAACUAAGUUGAAACCAGUUUAUCUUGUAUUCGAUCUUGAACCACAACAAUACCAGAAUUGGCAAAGCACAAACAUUAGGUUAUAAAAGUAUGUAUAGAUUCAAAAGGUGACAUUUUUAGUGCUGGCCCAUCAGACUGAAUUCUGAAAGAUACAGUGUAAACAGGUAGUGUAAGCCGUGGCGAUGGUCAUCAAAUUUACCAAAGGUGUGUUGUAAGUGUUAUUCACGAUUCUAGUAAUGCGGUCUUAUUAUCUGUGUGGUACAUAACCUUUAACCCAAACUGUAAUAUUUUUUGCCUUUUAGAGAAGGUUCAAAUCCCAGAGGAUGAGAACUUUCUGGAUGUCUUUGUAUGUAAUAUUCACAGCACGGACAACAUCUGUGUCAAUCUUUCAGGAGAAGAAUAUUCAGUGAGUAUCCCCUUAAACUCAUUGACGGGAAUGGAGGUUACUGCCAAUAAGUUUCUUUUAUUUGGCAGCUUGUUUCCUGAAGGAGUCAAAGUGAUAUUUGAUGCUCAAGUGGUGCACGUUUGACAAUCAUUUCUGUGAAACACAGAAUGAUGAUGUGAACUGCGGAAAUAUAAGUUUAAUUGAAGAUAUCGUUCAUAUCUUCAAUUAAACUGAUGAAUUAAAGAAUGAUGAUGUGAACUGCGGCAAUUCAAGUUUAAUUGAAGGUAUCGUUCAUGUCUUCAAUUAGACUUGUAUUCCCGCAGUUCAUAUCAUCAUUCUGUGUUUCACUCCUUUCACGGGUUAAGAUGAACUCAACAAAUUGGCCUGCUCCCAAUGUAUAGGUCUUGAUAGCUCAAUAGGUUAGAGCACUGCUGCACUAACACAGAGGCCACAGAGGGUUUUAAUCCCGUUGAAGUCCCGGAAUUUUUUCGGGUUAAACUGCAAUUAUCACUGUGACGAUCAUAUCUUCAAUUAAACAAUUCUUACUGCAUUGUUUAGGACAAACUGACAGCCUUGGAGCAAAGUAUGCUGUGCCAUUAUGAAGAACCUAGCUCUGAAGGUCAGAUCUCACAGUAAAGUAGCUCUUGUUGUAAAGUUGGGUUAAUUUUGAGCACCCUAGUAUUUUCUUUGAAAAUUGAGUAUAGGAAAAAAUCGCCUCAGACUUGGGCAUAAGUGUCUUGCACUGCAGUGAUGGGAAGAGCAAGGAGGAUUGCCCAUGCUCAACAUUACCAAUGGCUGUCCAGAAUUUAAGUGGUUGAGCAUUAAUUUUGAGUGUUCCUUGCAAACUGAUAAAUGAAUUGGAUUUAAUUAUGUUGUAUCCAUGUCGAAGAGAUCACACUAGUUUUUGUACUCAAUUUUUAUUCAUACUAACUGUAAUCUUCAGACAAAACUAAAAGAUUUAAUAAUAUAUAUACAAGGAAACCUGACCCAGGUAGACCUUUGCUGGUGUCCACUUAAUAAAUGACCGUAUACCAUUAACAUUUUAACAUGCUCGUAUAAAAUUGUGUGUAAUGCAAAACAGUAUGAUAAAUUAUAAGCAAAUAGACACCAAGAAUUCAAACUUAACUUGAAUAAAAUGGUAGACAGGUAUGGUUUGUUCUGCAAUUAUAUACUUAAACUAGUGAUUGGCAGGAUUAGCUCAGUCGGUAGAGCGUUUGACUGCAGAGCGGGAGGUCGCGGGUUCGAUUCUUGGGGCCGGACCAUUACUCAGGGUCUUAAAAUGACUGAGAAAUGAAGGUACUUCCUUUGCACUGCACGCGGCGAGACCUUCGGGUGGCUCGGAUGACCACGCAAAAUGGCGGUCCCCGUCUCCAUUAGGAGACGUAAAAAUAGUGUCCCCAAUUAGAACUUUCAUGCUAAAUACAUUUGACACUCAAAUAAAAAGUGCAUUUUUUUAAAAGUGAAAUCCCUACCAUUUCAUAUACCUGAAGAAAUAACCCUUUCGGGCGGAGCCUCCUCGUAUAGGCCAUCGAAGAGAGUACCCCCACGCCCUAUAGACAGGGUUUGUACCGCUCACUACAGAGUCUUGAAUUCUUGAAAAAAUCUUAAAAUUUGCCCAGCAAUUUUCCAGACCUGGAAAAAGUUUGGAAAAUAGAGAUAUAGUCGUGAAAAAUGGUAGAGGUCUUGAGUGUUUUUGAAAGCUACAACAAGUGCUUUAUAAGUGAAUUUUUUUGUUUUGGUCACACCUUAUUCAAUCUCGCCCGUAUGUUUGCAGUGGAUCAUGAAAAAACUUUGUUCCUGCGUUUUUCAAAGUCUCCAUUGAUCAGCGUCUUGAUAACCUCGAGUCUGGAAAAAAUUAUUGUUUGGGGAAAAAGUCUUAAAAAAAGUCUUGAAUUUUGGAUCAAAAAAUCCGUACGAACCCUGUUUAGAGAACACUGCCAUUGAAGUGGGAAUUGAAGUCCCAACUAAAAGAAAUCCUCGUGUGGAUUUUAUUCCGUUAAAAUCUCCCCAUUAUGCCCCUAAAAGUACACUAAAUACUGGUUACGAUAAUGUAUAUUACAGUUUCAUCGUGCUGAACCAACUUAGUGUUUUUUGUUUUGUUUUGUGUUGUUUUUUUUCCCUUUAGAAAUGCCCAAGAUUGUCCCUGGAUGUAUUUUUGCCACAUACUCCAAAGAAAUCCAUUCCGAGGGUCUCUGGUAUCGUGUCAAAGUCCUCAAAGUCAAAGGAGACACUGCGCACAUUGAGUAUCUGGAUUACGGGGACACAGGGCAUGUACCUACGUCAAACUUGCGAAGUAUUCCAUCAAGAUUCUUAGAAUUACCCUUCCAGGUUUGUAGCAUGAUUCUUGCUUAUUUUUCUUUCUUUCACUUGUAGACUUAUUUUCUACAUUGUUUGAAGGAUGAUUCUGUUUGAUCUGUUAUGAUCUUGGUGAAUAGAGCGAUUUUCGUAUGACCUUAAAAUGAAAACGCGCGAACAAAAUAGACACAACAAACGGACGGAAAUAGAGCGAUUUGAUUGGUUUAUCGAACGGACACAAACGCGUGUGGCGUUUGGUUGGUUAGGCGAACUUUCGGGUGAGAAACCUUCAUGCCCGAGAACUUUCUAGAAAUCAAUUGUUACUUCGCUUUGACGUCAUACUGCUACACGAUUGGCCAAUCAAACAAUGCCUUCUCCAUAUUAGGGUUGUCUUUAGCAGGAAAACGAAGAGGCCGUGUUUUGAUCGUUUCAUCCAUUGGCUAAUAAAACAAAUACAGUUGACUCCCGAGAAGUCGAACCUUACAAGGGAAAUCGAAAAAGGUUCGAGUUAUCGGGAGCUCGAAAAAAAUACCCGGGAGUAAGGAAAAAAACAGUUUUUACUGUAUUGGGAACAUUUUAAUCACAUUUAAUUGUAGAAAUGUCAAGUGAAAAUUAAAAGAUACUUCUAGAUUAUAAAUCAGAACGUAACAUAACAAAACCUUGCUUAAAUAGAGCAUGCUUUGUACUGUUUUGAGAAGUAAAGCUGUUUCACGUUAGAUUUGUGACAAACAACAUCAACCUCCAAUAGUAAAUUAUAUGCCUACAACACGUCAAUGGGAAAUUCAAAAUUCAAUGUUUGGAACGUCAGUAGACUUUUUUUCCCGACUUUUAAGGGCUCAAAACAUGGUUCGAGUUAUCGAGGGUAAAAUUAUAUAGAAAUGAUCUGAGGGGAAACAAAAACUGCUUCGAGUUAGCGGGAGGUUCGAGUUAUCGAGGGUUCGAGUUAUCGGGAGUCAACUGUAACGAACACUUACCGAAACCAUUUUUUAAGGCCAUACGAAAACCGCUCUAUUUUAAAGUUACUUUUUUGUUCGCUUCUUUGUUUCUUUUUCAAGGCACUGACUAUCAGUCUAAGUGGGCUUCCAAAGACAAAAAAUGCGGAGGUUAUUCUUAAAUUAAAACAAAUGACACUCAACAGAGAUCUUGUGGCAGAAGUCAUAAAUAUGUGAGUACCAUUCUUUAUGGUGUUGUUUUAAGUUAUCAGUUUAUAUCAGACAAAGUACCAGACAUUUGUGCCCUUUUUUUAACAAGUUGUAAUGCAUAUGUUGCAAUUUGUCAGCUUCAUAUUUUCAAGCGUACAGUACCGAGGACCAGGAUCGUAAUGUAGGAGCUGCUCGGAAGGUCUCUCCUGAUUGGUCGCACAAAACAAUGACAUGUCAUUCUUCCAAUUGUUUUAGUAUUUUUUGGGGUCAGGGAAACCCACUACUGGUGACUUCUCUUCCGAGCAGCUGCUACAUGACUCUCCCAGGGAAUUCGGGGUUUGAGCAAAUCGGAUUUUAGUAUACAAUGCCUACCACCUACCACACUUUAUCUUUCACUGUUUUGAGAACGUAUUUUAUUGAGAGUCUGAAAUUACUGUAAAAAAAAAUUUAGUUCGUUUCUCAUUAUUUCCAAAGCCAUAAACUUAACCUUUAGUAGCACUACUUUGUUAAAGUAUAAACCACUAUGGCUACUUUUUUUUACCAAUUUGGCACGCUGCCUCAACAAAAAAGUGAAACAGGAGGAAGUGGUCUUUUAUGGUUUCCUCUCAAUGUGUACAUAUAUCUACAGGAAUUGUAACACAGUGUCAGUUGAACUGUGGGACACUUCAAAUGAAGGCGCAGACAUAAACAUUAACAGAUUACUACGAUCACUGGUCAUUCCAGACGAGGAAAUGGUUCCAGUCUUGCCAAAGGUAAGAAAUUGUGGAAAAACUCCAGUUAACUUUAAAAUUUUGCACUGUGCGCAGUUAGCAACAGCUCAACGAGGCGAACAGUUGUGGCACACAUAUGAAUAGCUGAUAAAUUUCAUAAGGUAAACCAUUCCAAAUUUUUACACCUUUUUCUGAAAAGGACUUUCAACAAAAUGAUUCCCUCGUUAAGAUGCUAUUUUUUCAUAUAAAUGAGGAGUGAAUGUAUUAGAUAUAUUAGGAGUUUAUAAGAGAGGUCGUACGCAUUAUUAAUAAGAAUACUUUUAAUAAUAUUGAUUAAUGUUAUUAUUGUUAUUGUGUUUAUUUUUACUUCAUUUGUUUUCCAGUCAGUAUCUAAGCUCACUUAGCAGUUUUAAUUGCAAAAGAGUUGUGUUGCAGUAUCUCUGUAGUCCUUUCAUUUGUUUCCUUUGUAUUCAUAGCCUGGGGAACAGAUAGACGCAUUUGUGACAUUUGUUACUCUGGAAGGCCACAUAUUUAUACAGAUUCCUGGCGGUGGAACAACGCGAUUAGACGAACUAAUGAACGACAUUAGUGAACACUACUCUCAGGUAGUAUUCCAAAAAAAAACAUCCAGAUUAUAAGCUCCUCCGGUUAGGAGCACCUAACGCCCCCCACCCCCGCCCCCUCCCCUCCCCCGUUCCCGAUUUUCAAGCCAUCAAUUUGUAAAGAGAAAUUUUGGUCUGGUUACAAGCUUUUCCCCAAUUGUAGGCCUAACCUAUUUCAGGCUCUAAGAUAGCAGAGAAAGCGGAUCGAGAAAACAUGCGCGAAAAUCGCGUGGGGGCUGGGGAGAGACGGUGUAGUAGACGGAGUAGUAUUCUGACACGAGGAAAGGGUUUUUUGAGGAAGUUGGUGGAGAUAGUGGGCGGAUUGAGGUAUUUAAAAAGAUGCUUAUAGCCUCUCCCUUCUCUCUUCCCACAGUUUUUUCGCUCGUUCGCUAUUUCACUGCUCGCUCGCUCCUUCGCUAGUCUGCACUGACCAAGAGCCUGGCGCAGGCUGUUUUAGGCCUAGAGAAAUAGAAGAUAUUACAUGCCCUCGCGUGGAUACGAAUUUUAUCUUCGAGGGAGCGAGCGCAGCGAACUCGUGAGAUAUCGAGUUGAACACGAGAAGAUAAAAUUCGUUUCCACAAGCGGGCAUGUAAUAUUCUGUUUAUUAUAUACACACCGAUGGCGAGGUGCUGUGAUGCUCCUUUCUUAUUGGCUGAGACUGAAGUAGCCAUGACAACCGUGAUAUCUUCACAUGUGAAGGAUAAAAAUUGUAUCUUCACCGGAUACCAAAUUUUUGUCACUGGAAAAAUCCUGGUAUUUCAUCGGUGUCCAUAUUAUAAAUAUAUUUAUACACACCCGACUGAAUAAAACGUCGUCGCUUGAAACGUAUGCGAAGUUAAAGUUCUUUCUAGAAAAGCUUGUGAUACAUUAUCACAAGCUUCUCGUCCUGAUGCAAUGCCAUUCCGGCGAGGUUUAAGCGGAUUCUAGUUGUCUUGGCAAUGAGUCGAUGACUUCAGGUAUGGGCACAUGUUUCUUUGGACUAACUCUCUUGUUAUAGAGCGUAGCCACAUCACCAACAUACACUUGAAAAUCAUAAGAUGAGAGCUAAACGUUUUGUGGGUUCAUAUUGGCUUCUAUACAUUCCAUUCAUUCUUAGCGUCCAAACGAAUGCUGGCUACAUACGUGCGACGCAUGCGUAAUAGCUACCGGGAGACCUUGUCGCCUGCUAAAAUUCCGGCUAUCUUUGUGUUUGAUGAAAUUGUUUUUCAGUAAAUUUGCGCCUUUUAUGUAAUCUCUUGCAAGCUCCUACUGUAUUUUUGCACCAAUGAAUUAAACAUCGCUUUUAUCCUCCCCUUCAUUUUGUAGCCAACAAAAGCUGCCGAGUUUGUAUCCAGUCCCCAGAAAGACAAGAUUGUCUGUGCCAAGUGCUCUGAUGGGGCCUGGUACCGAGCUGUGGUCUCUAAAGUCUUGCCUGACAGACAAGUGGAAGUGAAGUAUGUUGACUAUGGAAACACAGAGGAGCUGCCGAUAUCAAGUCUGCGGCAACCAACCAGGUCCAUCAGCCAUGUCAACUCCCUCCCUUUUCAGGUAUUGUAGUGUCUACAGCGCUUUCAUGUCUCUGAAAUUGUAAUUGCAAGUAGGAGUUUUUAAAAACUCGUUUAAAAGUGUCCGUUCGUUCCCAGUAAUUUGUUACGAAUAGUUAUGGUGAGUCCUAGGACUCAUCUUGUGAACAAAUCUUGAGUCCCAGUCCAGAACCAUCGAGUCCCAGUUCAGAAAACAAUAAGUCCUAAAUUGAAAAUGCUUUGGGCCUUUAUGUGACCAGACAGAUAAAAGAUAUUCUUUUGUAAAGAACACCGAAGACUAAUGGCGCUUAUCAUUUGUCAGAACUGACCGGCCAGUUCCUUCCUGUAGUAAUAAGAAUUUCACCAUUAAUCAAAACUAUCCUGCUACAUCAGUCAAGUCCUAAAUAAUAGUGUGCAGGAAGUAGAUGGUUCUUCAGCAAAAACUCCUGGAAAAAGCCGAUUUCAUUGUCAAUAUAACUGGUCUGGUAAUGGUCCUGCCGGCCAGUUCUGAUAAAUGGAAAGCGUUAUGCGUCGUUAAACAACAGCCACAAGAACAGCAACAGAAAUCACAUGAACAGGAUAUUCUACAAAGACAUCUUUAGAUCGAUCGAUCUUUACAUCCUACGGGACGGAAACGGAACUAUUGCGUCUUUGCGGAUUUUUAUGCGUCGGGGACACAAGACGCAGAGGUAACAAAAUCACUGGCGUUCCGGAUCGAAUUGGAAUUUACAAGUGUUGGUUUUUAAAGAGAUGGGAAAACGAAGUACCCGGAGAAAAACCUCUCGGAACAAGGAAGAGAACCAACAACAAACUCAACCCACAUAUGGCAACGAAGUCGGGUUUUGAACCCGGGCCACAUUGGUGGGAGGCGAGUACUCUCACCACUGCCCUACCAUUACCCUGGUGGAGAACUCCCUAUAAUGGGCCAUACGGGGAUGCUCCGCUUGGCUUGAUCGGGGUACCUUUUGCAGGCGUCGGGUAUAUAAAAGAGUAAGGCGUUUACUAGUUGAAGUAUAUGAAUUGAAGGGUAGGCAAAUCCUCAUUUCGGUCUGUAAUAAGGGCCAAAGGGGCUUACAGAUUACUGCGCUUUUCAUAAACACGCAAAUUUUGAAGUUCAAAAGCCAACUGACGCUUGCGUUUUUCGUUGCCGUCAAUCAUCUUAGCGGACCUCUUUGGAAACAGAAGUUUACUUUAACGGGUUCAAAAGGUCACGAAUUGUGAUUUGUGAUUGGUGGAUUUCGAUCAGUUGUGUGUGUUUCUGUGUUUCAAGGUUCGUUGCUUGUGAUCGUAAUUAUGAUUGACGGCAGCGAAAAACGUAAUUGUGAAGGCGGCUUUUGAACUUCAGUUUUCGCGUGUUUUUGAAAAGCGCAACAAUUUCAUACCUGAAAAGUAGGGAAAACGUUCUGGUUUUGUGUUCGAUUCAUAUUUAAAAGACAAUGCAUUUGCAGCUGUUAGAAGGGAUGCAAAGUUCUAAACUAGGUAUGUGAAAAGGAUACCAUUUUUGUCAAAUAAGACGAAUGGAGUACCCUUUUUUUGUCAGAUGUUGUCUAUCAAGUGGGGAGGGGUGGACCUCGGGACGGAGCCUCCCCGCAUAAAACUUUGUUGGGUACCCCUCCCCCUCGGGUAUAAACCUACUUCACUGUUCCCUAAAUUUAUUCUAGGCAUAAUUUUUCCUCAUUCAUUCCAUGUGCUUUGCUUUCAUUAGGCUUUGGAGUGCAGACUUGAGGGCACUGAGCAGGUGGGUGAACAUUUUUUUCCUUGUUCAUUGAUUGUGAAUCCUUUUGAACCAAGUAUCAGCGUUCACUAUGCAUUUCCUUUGACAUUAAUAAGAUUUGUUUAAAGAGGCUACGUUCUGCUAUUUGCUAUAUUUCUAAAAAGCUAAAACGCAUCUUUGCAAUUCCAAAUGUAAUGGUCUAGUUUUGUUAUUCAAGGCUAUAAUAAUUAGGCGCUGAAAUUGCUUCCUGUAGCUGUUACUAAGGAUGGCUGAAACUUGAAAAAAGUGGGCCAACUUUUUCAGAUUCUAAUGCUGUGCCUCCAAAAAUUACCAAAAAGAUCGGUGUGGUUUGUGGUUCCUGAUGAAAUCUGUUUCAUAACUUUACAGGAGCAUUUUGUGUAUAACCAAAGGCACUAAGUAAUUGCUUUAGCACGGAAUUGGGGUGAUUUUCGUAUGACCUUGAAAUGAAAACGCGCGAACAAAACAGAAACAACAAACGAACGGAAAUAAAGCGAUUUGAUUGGUUUAUCGAACGGAUAUAAACGCGCGUUCCUUUGGGUUGGUUCAACCAACUCUCGGGUGAAAAAACUUCAUGCCCGAACAACUUUAUAGAAAUAAAUCGAUACCUCGCUUUGACGUCAUACUUCAACACGAUUGGCCAAUCGAACAAUACAUUCUCCAUAUUAGGAUUUUCUUUGGCGGGAAAACGAAGAGUCCAUGUUUUGAUCUUUUCAUCCAUUGGUUAAUAAUACAAAUAACGAACACUUACCGAAACCAUUUUUUAAGGUCAUACGAAAGUCGCUCUAAUAAAAAACGGCAAAAUUCAGGUGACAAAACCCCUAAACAAUCAAGGCCGUGUUUACUUGUUAACCAUCUCCUUUUUUCUCAUGACUGUUACGUUAACUAAGAGGAGAAAUUAACUGUUGUGCCCUCUAAGGGGUUAAUGGGUUAAAAUUUUUCGAAUGAUAGGGCAGGGAAUGGUCAACGUUAUUUAAUCACGCUAACCUAAUUCAUCAUAAGAACUGGUUUUCAGCAAGGGCGUGCCUCAAAAAUAUUUCUAAUUGCUUCCCCCCAAAACUCUAGAGACUUAACACUACGGUUUUAUUGAUCAUAAUGACGAAAGUUGAACAAGCGUGCUGAAUCUAAAUACGUACAAACGCCUAAAGCAGAAACUUAAGAGUAAGUGAAAGCGAAAAUGUAAUAACUAUUAUCACACAGAAUUGUUUUCCUAAUUCGACAAACACAGGAAUCUAUUUAAUGAAUUCUAAGGUUAAUUAAUGGUUUCAAUAAAAGAAGCUAGGAACUCCUUGGGGAAGCACCACUGUACCGCAGGCCGUUUUUUUUAGAGAUUGUAUCCUCGGUAGGGGAGUAGCAAUCUUAGUUGACGAGUGCCAGUCGCAUAGGAUUCCUUAAAAAUAAUAGUAAGUCGAGUUGGAUUUAAGCCAUUCAAAAUUUCAAACAUAACUCUUGCUUUGACUUCAUUGGCCGCUUUAGAAAACGUGAUAGAAACUGGGGCUAGUUAACUCUCGCAAAGACUUUUGGGACUGUUACUGGGGACAGUGGCAAAAAUUGGCCAAUUAAUAGCUGACGGACGCGUCCCCUGUAACGAUCCCAGAAGUCCUUGCGAAUUCUAACUCGUCCCAGGUUCCUUUUCGUUUCUAAAGUGGCAAAUUUCGCAAAGACCUCUGGGACUGUUACUGGGGACAGGGGUAAAAAUUGGCCAAUAGCUGACGGGCGCGUCCCCUGUAACUAUCCCAGAAGUCCUUGCGAAUUCUAACUCGUCCCAGGUUCCUUCUCGUUUCUAAAGUGGCGAAUUUUGCAAAGACUUCUGGGACUGUUGAUGGGGACAGACUUGCUACGCCCAAUUAGGUAAGUUUGUGACUGGUAUCUUUACUUCCUUUGUGUUUUACUCAACAGAAACCCUUAACAGAGGACCAAGCUAUUGAGAUAAUGGAAAGAAAUGUUCUGCUGGAGGUAUGUAUGGAGUAAUUUUUUUUAUUUUAUGGCUGAAACCGCGAGCGAGCAAGAUAAAGCCAAUCCUGUGUUCUGAUUGGGUACUCGAGCCAGCAAAAUGGCCUUAUCUUGCCCGCUGGGGAUUUCCCGGGUAGGUCCCUCACAUGGAUGUUGGCAUUGUUCGUUUUGGUGUUUUUUAUUGGUCCAUAAAUCGCAAAACUUAGUCAGCUGAGCUUUUAGUUAAGACACGGACGGAUGGUAAGAGUAGAAAUACUGGUUAUAAACUUUCAUUUUGUUUAUUUGUUUGUUUUAGGUGGUAGAGGGGUCAGAUGUACCAAUAGUAAGGUUAUUCAUCCCCUCAGAGGAGGAUGAACAGGCACUGGUAAACUUAGGGGAGCUUAUUGGAGUGGAAACUAAGAGAGCAACAGAGACUCAAGACGCUUUGCCUUCUAAUGGGUUUGUACUGUUCUCAACUGAACUAAAUGUUCAAUUAAUAGUGUUUUCGUAUUACGUCACGGCGGCCAUAUUGGUGUCCCAAAACAAUGAAACGGCGGCCACGUUGUGGGAGUUGAACUCGUUUCUUAUGCGAAUGAUUUAUUCAAUAAAUUUGCAUAGAUGCUGGCCACGUGAGUGGAAACGCUCUAUUACAAGAGUGCGCGCUUGCCAUUUUCCAGAACUGGCCGGGAAGACCAGGCCAUGAUAAGCACGACAGUGAUGGGUUUUUUCGCACCCUGCGAGUAGAUCUUCCUUUUGCCUUUUUCAGUGAGGCGAAUAAAAGGAGGCUUUACCAGAAUUGCGUCAAACCUUUGAGGUCGCCGCAGCCAAACUUCUGGACCAGUCAAUCUUGCUUUCUCUCGUCAAACUGUUUUUUCGAGUGCGAGCAUCUGUUUAUUGAUAAACCGAUGGUCAUUACCGAGCCCGUUGCAGUAGGCGUACGGGUAUUAGGUCUGGGUUCGAAACUGUAUCCUAGCAACUUGCAGUGCAUGCUCAACAAAGAUCUCACUCGAUCCAAGCAGAGUCUUUCUCGAGUGCGUCAAAAUCGAGCAAGCAAAAAGAAGGCUUCGCUGGCAGGAUGUCGCGAAAACUCUCAAUAACGUCCAUUACAGUUUCAAAAUGACCAUUCCUGCCGCCUAGUUUUGUCUUUUUGGUGAGGACCCUAAGAUUCAUCCUGUAUUCGUAGUGGCUGAAUAGUAAACCAGGAGCUUUUUCAUUUCCUGCUUUGCUCAAAGCUGUGUUGAACAAGAAAUUAUUUGGCCUUGUAUACUGCUGAUUUACUCAAGGUUUGCUUUCUUGUGCAAGAGCUAUUCCUCAGAAGGUUCAGAACCAUUUUUUGAACACGUUACAAGUUCUAAUAUUUCUAAUUAUGGCAAAUCGCAAAGCCUUAUGAAAUCACAUUGAAAGCACUUUGACGACAGUCAGGUCGUACUUACUUGACCGACCUUUCGCCAGUGCGAAAUGUCGCUCUUACGAAAUUCCGUUUCUAUAAACCAGGCGUAAUAUUGUCGGCAUGUCCACUAAAUUACGCUUCAUUCAACGAAAGUUCGCGGGCCCUUAAGUGAAAUUUCGUUGCGAAAUUUCGGCGAACUGACUGGACAAAAUUCAGCGAACUUCGCUCUCAUUACUUUUGCAUGUACUGAACUCCUCAAGGUUAAAGUCUCUCCAAUCGAGAUACUGCAAACCUUUUGCGUUUGUUUGCGUCGUAUUUGUAAACCCGCCUUAUAAAUCAUGAUGAUGGCUAUUUUGUACCAGAAACGAUGACGCUGUCUCAGAAUCUCUUGAUGACGCUGGUUCAGUGGACGGCGAUAGUGUGACGUCAGAGAGCUCAUCAGAAUCUAGCAAGUCCCCGGAUGAAGCUGAGAAGCUGUCCUCUGGAGUGCCUUCAGCUAUAGAUUUGUCCAAACCCUGGGUGGAUAUAUCCCUUCUAGAAUGUGAAGGCCCCGGUCUUUUUAUGGUGAGAAAAGGAUGACGAACUGUAGAAAUCUUCCGCAUGCUUUUUACUCUUUAUACUGCGAUUUCAAAUUCAGUGAAAUGUCGGUUUGAUUUAAUGUUGUUCUCUUCUUUGCAGUUUCAAUGUUUGGAGUUACUUCAGCAACAUGAGGAGCUUGAAGAAAAAAUACAAGAAUAUUAUACGGUAUGUACUCAGCUGGAAUAAGACAUAACUUUCCCGCCUGUCUUUUAGUCUCUUAGAUUUGUCUUGAGGUAGUUUCCGAGUAAGCUCUCUUAAAGCGUGCAGGUGGGGGGUGGGGUGGUAGGGAGCACUAGGUUGCUUACCUUUUACUUAAACCACCCGGGUGGAAAUCUUGUGCAUAAACAUCAAACUAUAAAAUUUGACCCGGAGCGAGAACGAAGCGCUGCAAAGUACAUCUAACUCUGCUGAACAGACUAAAAGAAGUGAAAGAAUUGCAUCUCCUCUAAUCACAGCCCAUGUUUUCUGAGGCUUUCCAAACCGAAUUGGGCCAACCAUUUGAUUUUCCCCCCGGAAUUUCCGGUUUUCUCAUGUAAAUGCGAACUGCCCCUAGAGAAGCGGGAUCUAAAGCGGACGCGCGCAGCGAGGGAAUUUACGCACUUCCCUAAUUUCUCGCGCGACCACGCGCUUAAUUGGGGAGGUUGAUCGCUGCUUAGCUCUCAGGCCAAGGCGACCGUAUUUUCGUAAGCUUUUCGUAACUUCUUUUUGUUAGUUAUAUAGACCUUGUGUCGUAUGGUCAUGACAGAAGUCAACUAAUAAAAGACCUCUAUCUUACUAUUAAUUUACUUUUUAAAACACCUGCAUUUAUUGUAACACCGUAACAUAAUUCUAAUGACAUCUGGAUCAGAGACCCUUAAUAAAACUCAGUAUUCAAGUAAAAUGGUGUGUUUUUGGUAAGAGAUAUUAUUCCUCGUGACAUUUGUAUGAUAGGGUUAGUUUAUCGUUUAUCGUAACUUUGUUAUUGAUCGCACAACAAAUACACACCAUUGUUCGCCCGAUGAAGACCCGCAGUACGCGGUGGAAACGUCGCGAUCAACAACACAGUCGUUAGUUUUUGUGUCAAGAAAAUCAACCGUCAGAUAAUUUACUUUGUAUUGUAUUUGACAAUAUAAAAGUGAAUUUUUUUUACUCGUAACGGUUAAAGGGUCAGUGUUGUCCGCCAUUGUUUUCUAUUGCUCAAUUGCUUUGCAUUGCCUUCACAGAACAAAGUGAGAACUCCUUUUAGAGAGAUCAAACCGGGUGUGCUGUGUGGUGUGCUAAAUACAGAAGAUAACACUUGGUAUAGAGCAGUGAUAAAGACUCUUCUGUCUCCACAGCAGGUAUGUAAAUUACUCUUGCCUGCGUAACAAGCCUUUCCGCGCGAGUUCGUCGAGAAAGUUAGGACGAGAGCAAAAAAGAGGAAUUAAGGGGGAGGGGGAGUGGAGUGAGCUCCCCUCCCCCUUCUUCCAUUUUUGUUUUGCUCUCGUUCCAACUUUCGCGCAAUAACUCGAUCGGAAACGCUUGCUACGCAGGAUAGUAUUGGUCUUAGUGAAAACAUGUAACACUUGAAUGGCUAGUCUGAGGGAUCAAUUAAAUUUUUAGAAAGAGCGGUGUAUUCUUAAGAAAUUUAUGACAUAUUUCUUUGUUUCUCGAUAGAUCUGUGUAAGGUUUGCUGAUUAUGGAGAUUUUGGUAUCGUGCCAUCCUCCAAUAUUCAAGCAUUACCUGACGAGUUUAGACAGCUCCCACAUAUGGCUGUGCAAGGAUGUCUUCACGGUAUGCAUCAGAGCGGUUCGCUGUUAUUUUUUCUCCCGGUUGAGAUUGAAAGCAGUUUGAGUGUAGUGAAGAAAAACAAAAUAGUCAAUUUUAGCCAAUCACAACUCUAGGUGACAAUGAAAGGAACCAAUCAGAUCUUGAGACGUGAUCGUGUCGCCGGCUAAAGCGCGGGAAAACGCUCGCCAUCAAGUCAGUGAUUGUUUGGUCUCAGUUCUGAUUGGUUGAGAAAAUGGCGUGAGAUUUUUCAACCAAUCACAAAGCUUAACAAUAUCAAAUCAAAUCACAUUCAACUUUCAUUUGAAAAUCGUUCUUGAAUCAAAGUCAAGAGUCUUUGUUAAUCGUAACAUGCGUGGCCUAUACUGCAAACAAAACAGAACUUAUUGUUUCUUGCAAAUUUGAAAAGGCUGAAGUUACUGGGGUCGCACAGUGUUUUUGUCUCAACGCGCACACUGUGACUAAGAACUCGACUGAUAUAUGAGAGAAAAGGCGGACUGCAAGAGGUCUAAGAAAGACUGAACGGGUUAGAAUUGUUGUUCAUUUAUUUUCCCUGGCAGGAGUGGAGCCAGUAGGAGCUGACGACUUAGCAGAGUGGUCAGAGGAUGCUAUUCGGCGGUUUGUGGAACUUACAGGCGAUAAAAAGUUAGUUGCGAAGCCUAAGGGCGUAGUGACUUAUAACCGCUCCACGAACGAAGAGACUAAAAUAUCGCUUGAACUUUACGACACGUCUGGAGUCAAUGAAGAUGUAAGAAUCGCUGAUGUGUUGGUCAGUGAAGGACUAGCAAGAAAAAUCAACGAGAGUUGAAGGCUGAAGGGUUAGCGCCAUGGCAUCAUCAAACAAAAAGGCGGUGAAGAAAGCGUGGAAAGAUAAACAACUAAAGCCAUAAAGAAAAAUAGAGCUUUAAGAAGAAACACUGUGAAGUACAACCAUUUUGUAAGUUCAUGUAUGUGAGGAAGUGUAAUGGCAAAUUACAAGGCUCUGGCUUGUUUGCUAAACAGUUGCUCUGCUGACGUAAAGAAGAGAAUUACACAUGCCAGGAUGGUGUAUUUAAAGAUAAGACGGACGAGCUUUUCGCUCGCUUAUCACGCGUCGUUUGCCUUGCGAAAGUCUCCUUCGCAAUCAUUAUUUGUGCCACGCAAUAUUUCUUUAUACGCACAGGUACAGGUGUUCCUAACCCACACGAAAUUAUGUCACGUUCUGGG
Messenger RNA from Porites lobata, 33082 nucleotides. Lineage: Eukaryota; Metazoa; Cnidaria; Anthozoa; Scleractinia; Poritidae. The record is from the annotation of a GenBank genome assembly.